This is a messenger RNA of Diorhabda carinulata, 2530 nucleotides long. RefSeq names its product neprilysin-11-like. The record is from RefSeq and is a predicted model, not a curated record. NCBI's taxonomy places the organism in Eukaryota, Metazoa, Arthropoda, Insecta, Coleoptera, Chrysomelidae. Gene Ontology annotation, cellular component: plasma membrane. Gene Ontology annotation, biological process: protein processing. The coding region runs from base 72 to 2264 and encodes 730 amino acids. Gene Ontology annotation, molecular function: metalloendopeptidase activity. The transcript has 13 exons.
AUAUCUUAUCGAGUUAAUGAAAACUGAUAGUUGUGUGAUUUUAUAUUUGGUAUCGAUAAAUAACAAACAAGAUGCAUUUAAGAAUAAUUUUAUUUAUUUUUGUUUCGAAAAUAUGGAAGGCUAUUGAUUCAGAACAAGUUGAAGAUGAAGUUUUUCCCGAAAUUCGAUACAUGAAUCUUAGUGUAGAUCCGUGCGAAGAUUUCUAUGAAUACACUUGCGGAAAUUUCAAACAUGUUUAUCCUUUACCUGAUGGAGUAUCUACCAUUGACCAUUUUACAAUCUUGAAUGAUGAAUUAACUCAUUUAUCAAAAUAUAUUCUUGCUGAGCCGAUUCAUCCCGACGACCCAAAAGCGUUAAAAAAAGCGAAAUCGGCGUAUGAAGCCUGCAUAGAUCUAAAUUAUUUAGAUAAUAUCAAAAAUCCCGAGCUAAUAAUCGUAAAACAACAGAAAGGUUUUCCUUUGAUUGAAAUAAAUCAACUACAAAACGCUACGACGUAUUCUUUCCUCGAUGUUGCCGAUGCUGUUAGUCAAUACGGCAUUCCAAUGUUGUUUAAAGUUCAAGCUUACGGAAAUCCGGGAAAUGCAUCAGAUAAUUUAAUCUAUAUAUCUAGUUUGGACUCUACGUCUUUAACACCUUCACAAAUUAGAGCCGAGCAUGUAGCUCCAUACGAGCAGUUUAUAGAAGAAGCAUUCUCCUCUUUGAGUUUAUCACUUGGAAGGACCAAAAGGAGUCUCCAGCCUUUUGAUAUAUUCUUACGUCAAAUGUCUUUGAAACUACGAGAUGCUUGUCGGAGUAAGCUUGAGGAUGAUCAAGUUUUCGAGAAUUUGAAUGCUGUUGUUAAUUUUACGAGAGGGGUUUUUACAGGAGGAUACUUAGGAAAUGCUAGUGUGGAAACAAUUAAUGGAAGUAGUCUUUAUUCUGUGUCAUUGAAACAGUUGAAUGAAUGGACUGUACGUCAAUUUAACAAAACUUUACAAUUAGAUUGGGUGGAAUUCUUUCAACAUAUAUUUUCACAAACAGGUACAGAUAUACACGAAGAAACUCAAGUUAUGACCUAUAAAGGUUUGGCGGAGCUUCUUUAUGGUAUUCUGAAUAUGGUAAGAACGACUGAAGAUCAUGUCAUAAAAAGUUUCGUAAUGAUGAGGAUUUUCACACAUUUAGCUCCAGAUAGUGAUGGGGAAUCAAGACGGUUCAUCGAAGAGUACUUUACUAGUACGAAAGUUGAUGUUUUACCCAGGUGGGAAUAUUGUACUAGGAAAUUAAUAGAUUCCUCUGACACAGCUAGUAUAAGCUUCGCCACUGCUUACGAGUACCAGUUGCGCCAUUACAACGUCAACGAUUACAAAAAAGCUUUUAAAUUAAUACAAGAUCUACAAGAUUCUUAUAAAGAAAUAAUAGAAAACACCACUUGGAUGGACCAACAAUCUAAAGAAAAAGCUUUGGCGAAAUUUGAAAAUAUGAUAAUUAUACUGGGUCACCCGGAUAUUUCCUACGAUAAACGAAAAUUGGAUAGAUUUUAUGAUAACUUGAGAAUUUGCAAAUGGGAUCAUUACGGAAAUUUUAUACGUUUGAAAGCUUUCAAAAAUGCAUAUCAAAUUUCGCAAGUUGCCAAAAGAGAUAGAUCCUUUUGGGAAAAAUCACCGUUCGAAGCCAACGCUUAUUACAAUCCACCUAAUAAUAAAAUAAUUUUUCCACUUGGAAUGCUACAUUCUGUUUUUUUCGGAAAUAAAAAUAAUAUAGUAGACUACGCAAGAAUAGGUAGCAUUAUAGGCCACGAAAUGACCCACGGAUUUGACAGCACUGGUAUGGUAUAUAAUGCAGACGGAGUAGUAGAUCCAUGGUGGAGUACUGAAACCACGAACGCCUUCAAAAUAAAAGCGAACUGUUUCAUCGACCAGUACAAUAAGUUUUAUGAACCGGAAAUAGAACAAUACGUAAAUGGAAGUAAUACAAUAAAUGAAAAUAUAGCUGAUAACGGAGGAGCUCGCGAAGCUUAUAAAGCAAUGAAAAAUAUGUUAGAGAAGAAUAGAUCAGUUACUGAUACGGGCGUUUUUACUGCGGAACAACUAUUUUUCAUAGGGUUCGGAACGAUGUGGUGCAAUAAUCCAUCGCUCAGUUACCUCCAAAAAAUGCACAAUGAUAAACACGCCAGAUCGAAAUUUCGCGUUAAUGGUGUCGUUUCGAAUAUGGAGGAAUUUUCAAAAGCGUUCAAUUGUCCUACGGGUAGUCCUAUGAAUCCUUCAAAUAAAUGUAUACUUUGGUGAUAUCCUAGUAUGAAAAAUUUCUACGUAAAUGUAUCAAAUAUUUAAUAAAAUUGUGUAAUUUUUAUAAAUUGUGGUAUAAUUUAACAGAUUUAGAUAAAACAAUUUACGUCUUUCCUCGUUUAAAUUUAUUUGUUCUUAUAAUAAUACAAUAAUGUAAUUGUGUGAUAUAUACAUAACCUCUAUUUUCUAUAAUUAUAAUUUUUUCCACCAAGAAUGUACAAUUAUUGUUAGUUUAUUCAAUAAUAAAGCAAAAAAUGAAGAAAUAA